CAGUCUCCGGGAGGUAAAUGUGGGAGGAUUCUGGCUAGGGAUGGGACCGUAAGUCAUGUCUUCUGUGGCGUGGAUGUCGGGCUUGACGUUAUGGAAGAUGUCGAUGGCAGGCUAUUUCCAGGGCCUACAUGAGCAAUGCAUCAUCAAGAUGAGUCCACAGUGACCAUCAUGUGUAAAGCGACCAUCUUUGAAUUUUCCCUUCUGGUUAGUUCUGCCAUUUCCAGUAAGGCUUCCCGAUUAAGCCCGGUGCGUCCAAAACAGAGACAACAUAUUUUUCAUCAAAACCCAUCCUCUCCAACAAUGGCUCAAUUAUCUCAGCGCAUAUUGCGAUGUGCUUUCUCUGACAAUCUUAAGAAUGUGUUCCACAUAGAUUCUACCCUUGGUGUUGACAUUAUUGAGGAUAUCAGAGAGAGGAUUUGGAUGAAGCACCCCAAUAAGCUCGCUCAGAUUCUUUACACAGAACUCAAACUCUACAGUCCUGUUAACCCAGUCAAAGACGGUCUCAUGAAGGAGAAUCCUGUAUUCCUUUGUCCACGCCAACAGAUUUCAUCCGACUUUCCUCAAUCCAGCGAUCCAAAAAUUGAUAUAAUUAUUCGUAAACCAAGCCCAAGGAACAUUCCCCAGACUAUUCGACAAGCUUUCCUCAAGGAUUGCCAUAUAAACCACCUCGUCCACUUGUCGGAGAUGAAGGCACACAAUGGGAGUAUCGGUCACAUUAAAAAUUAAAAGGACGAGUACAAUUUGGAUUAGAAGAUUAUUUUUCAGCAUACCUUCAAGACUCAACAUGUAAGGUCAAUACCUCAUUGUACCUUUUCCUGGGCGGGGUUGGGACAGGGAAGUCAAGGAAUGCCAUGGAGUUCUCAAACACAUUGAUAUCGUGUCCUGACAAGGAUUCU
Aspergillus glaucus CBS 516.65 is the source of this 896-nucleotide messenger RNA. RefSeq lists its product as uncharacterized. Lineage: Eukaryota; Fungi; Ascomycota; Eurotiomycetes; Eurotiales; Aspergillaceae. The coding region runs from base 136 to 726 and encodes 196 amino acids. The record is from RefSeq and is a predicted model, not a curated record. The transcript has 3 exons.